AUGGCAACGUCGAUAUCAGUAACAUCGACACAUUUGUGCUUAGCCACUGGCAUUUCCAUCAUUGUGGAGCUCAGCUUCUCGGACACUCUGCAAAUUGGUCAGUUUAAGGCUUACGAUUUCUUUGGCGAUGGAAGCUUUUACCUUCUCGACGUACCUGGACAUGCGGUCGGAUACAUGGCUGGCCUGGUCCGGACAACCCAGGACACGUUCGUGCUGUUCGGAGCCGAUAUCUGCCAUUUUGCCAGCUCUAUCAGACCAUCCAGCGCGCCUCUUGUGUAUCAGGAACCGUUCACGCAUAUCUCAACGGAUGCAGCUACUUUCUACAAGGAUCCACCUGUCGCAGAGAAGUCUGUGCUUGGCUUGAUGGAAUUUGAUGCCGAUCCUUGUAUUCUAGUAACGAUCGCACAUGAUCCAGCAGCGCUGGAUGUCUACGACUUUUUCCCUCGUGGCAACCUGAAUGACUGGCAGCAGAAAGGAUGGAAGGAGGCUGCUCGAUGGGGUUUCCUGAGUGAGCUACCCUACAACGGCAAGACCGUCAGACCCGUCCCGGUAGAUCGACUCUACAAACAGGGUCAGAAAGUAGAUGCUUGGAGCUACCUCAGGCAUAACCCUUGUGGGUUCGGAAAAGUCUGGAAGCGAGCAUAUUUCAUUCAUCAAACGCCAACGGCCGAAUCCCAAUUUCCGUGUUGA
Cladophialophora psammophila CBS 110553 is the source of this 690-nucleotide messenger RNA. RefSeq lists its product as uncharacterized. NCBI's taxonomy places the organism in Eukaryota, Fungi, Ascomycota, Eurotiomycetes, Chaetothyriales, Herpotrichiellaceae. The coding region runs from base 1 to 690 and encodes 229 amino acids. The record is from RefSeq and is a predicted model, not a curated record. The transcript has 2 exons.